AUAUCCACCAAACACACUUGAGAAAAUAAAUUCUCAUUGCAAAUCCUUGCUUGUCUCUCUCUCCCUCUUUGGUUAGUUACUCAUCUGCCUUCUUUUCUAAAAACAACACCUGAAAAAUUGCCUUAUCUCUUUAAAACAAUUGCCAAAAUCCAAACAUGUCGCAAGACAAAGCCAUAAUCUUUACUUCUCUCCAAACCAAACAGAAUCUCAAAGCCUCAAACUGUACUCUCAUUGAAGGCACCGACCACGGUCCGCUCUGGUGCAAGACCGCGCGUCUCACCUGUUGUACUACUACUCAUCGUCAUGGUCAUGGCAGUUUUGGUAAUUUUGCGUCUCUCUCGAUUGCAGAAAAGGGAGAUAACAAGAUUGAGUUGUUUGCGCCGAGCUCGGCUCAGCUCUUGAAACAUCCUCUGGCCAUAUUGAGUUAUGUGCCUAAAGACGCUGCCAUUUUCUUAGCCGGCGCUAUUGCUGGUGCUGCCGCGAAAUCUGUCACGGCCCCGCUCGACCGUGUCAAGCUACUUAUGCAGACUCAUGGAGUGAGGGCUGGACAAGAAAGUGCUAAGAAGGCAAUUGGUUUCAUUGAGGCCAUGGCAUUAAUAGGGAAAGAAGAAGGGAUAAAAGGAUUUUGGAAAGGAAACCUUCCUCAGGUGAUUCGGAUUAUACCUUAUAGUGCUGUCCAGCUCUUCGCUUACGAUACUUAUAAGAAACUGUUUACAGGAAAGGACGGUAAGCUCUCUGUUGUCGGAAGAUUAGCUGCAGGGGCUUGUGCAGGCAUGACAUCCACUUUUGUAACAUACCCUUUGGAUGUCCUGAGAUUACGGUUAGCAGUUGAACCAGGGUGUCGGACAAUGUCUGAGAUUGCCUUAAAUAUGUUACGGGAAGAAGGAGUUGCAUCCUUUUAUUAUGGUCUUGGGCCUUCUCUCAUUGGCAUCGCCCCAUAUAUUGCCGUGAACUUUUGCGUUUUUGACCUGGUUAAGAAGUCUUUGCCAGAGAAAUAUCGACAAACAGCUCAAGCAUCUCUCCUUACAGCUGUGGCAUCUGCUGCCUUUGCAACACUCACAUGCUAUCCUCUGGACACAAUUAGAAGACAAAUGCAAAUGAGGGGAACACCAUAUAAUUCAGUUUUGGAUGCCUUUCCAGGAAUCAUUGAACGUGAUGGAAUUAUUGGCUUGUAUAGGGGCUUUUUGCCAAAUGCACUAAAGAACCUACCAAAUAGCAGCAUUAGGCUGACCACCUUUGACAUGGUGAAACGUCUAAUUGCAGCAAGCGAGAAAGAAUUUCAGAAAAUUAUGGAGGACAACCGCGAGAAACAAGGGCAGAAUGCCAAUAUUUGAACAAUUCUGACUAUUGUUUUUGACCAUUAUCUGCUGCCCCAUAUUCCUUGUGGGCGUCAUAUUCCACUAGCAUAGAUGUGUGUAGGAAUUAUGCUCUGAUUAGUCAUAUUAUAUAUGGGAGAAUCUACAGCUGCCAGUGGAUAUUUUUCCGCGGGCUAUUCUUUUUGUAAAACAAUCAUUUUUGCUAAGUCAGGCUAUGUUUCCUUUUCA
Ricinus communis (castor bean) is the source of this 1544-nucleotide messenger RNA. RefSeq names its product probable envelope ADP,ATP carrier protein, chloroplastic. The record is from RefSeq and is a predicted model, not a curated record. Gene Ontology annotation, molecular function: ATP transmembrane transporter activity. Gene Ontology annotation, cellular component: thylakoid membrane. Bases 156 to 1334 code for a protein of 392 amino acids. Gene Ontology annotation, biological process: transmembrane transport. NCBI's taxonomy places the organism in Eukaryota, Viridiplantae, Streptophyta, Magnoliopsida, Malpighiales, Euphorbiaceae. The transcript is spliced from 10 exons.